This is a messenger RNA of Ceutorhynchus assimilis (cabbage seed weevil), 566 nucleotides long. Lineage: Eukaryota; Metazoa; Arthropoda; Insecta; Coleoptera; Curculionidae. The record is from the annotation of a GenBank genome assembly.
CUAGUUGACUCUACCUUAAAUUUAUUUGUAUUGUAAAAUUUCUGCCACAUUGCCACACCCAACAAUGAAGACGUUCGUAUUAUUUGUAUUUUUUCAAAUCAUAAUAUGUUUGGCGUAUUGUUAUGAUUCUACUGAGUAUUCGACUGGAAAUAAUGAAUGUAACGAUCCUAAUGCGGAAUUGAGAUACGAUAAUUCGAAUUGUACUGUAACAUGUAAUAAGAGAACCCUAAGUGAUAAUCCUGACUCUUGCUUCGGACUCAUCGAACUAACCUUGUCAUGUUACUGCAAAAAUACAUUCGUCUUGGACGAAACAACCAACACUUGCGUCCAACCUGAGAAUUGUCCGUGCAACACUAGCAAUAACGAAGUUUCACGGUACAGUAACAAUUGCGCCAACGGAUGUGCAACGUUCCAUACACUCAUCGACUGCUCAGGAGUGCUGCAUGGAGGCUGUUGGUGCAUGCCGACUUUUUGCACGGAUGCAAAUGGAAUUUGUAUUGAAAAAGAAUAAUAAUGCUUCAAAUAGUGAAUUGUUUUGAGAUGAAUAUACCUAUUGCAGUAUAAAC